Rotaria socialis is the source of this 687-nucleotide messenger RNA. NCBI's taxonomy places the organism in Eukaryota, Metazoa, Rotifera, Eurotatoria, Philodinida, Philodinidae. The record is from the annotation of a GenBank genome assembly.
AUGUCAAAUAUACCAUCUAUUAAAUUUUUAACAUAUACGAGAAUUUUCUUUUGGUAUACUGUCGCCGUUACAAGUUUAUUGACACGUACACAUUUCAUCAUUCAAACUUGGUCGAAUGCUUUUAUUAUUAUAGUAAUUUUUAAUACAAUUUAUUCGGUUGCAAAUCUUUCUAUUUAUAAUCAUCGUGGAUAUUAUCGAAAGCUAAAAUAUUUUCUAAUUAUUUUCUUACCGUUGCUAACAUGUGCUACAAUUAUUAUCUAUGUUCUCUACAUGCAUAAUUUAUAUUAUCGUAUAAUGAAUCUAUUAAUAAUAAACAUAAUGAAUAACGAUCGAACUGAAAGUUUAUUAUCAGAUACAUUAAAUUAUUAUAGAUGUUGUCGAGUUCAAGAAGAUAUUUUGUUUGAUUCAGUUAAUGAAAGAGAUUAUUUUAUUAUAUUUCCGGCAUGUCAAAAAGUAAUUGAAGAAAAUGAAAUGAACAAAGAUCAAUGGAAUACUAUUAGAUCAUGUGCACCAAUUUUUCGAUCUGUUAUAUUUUCUAUUCAAAUUUUAUUAAUAUUAGAUUUAAUAUUAGCACUUCUUAUUAUGAUUGCAAGUCUAAUUCAUAUAUGGGAAGAAAUCGGCCAAUGGAUCAACGAGAAUGACUAUAGAUUAACAACUAUUGAUAAUAUUAAUUAUAAGAUGAAAUGA